Messenger RNA from Saccostrea cuccullata (small rock oyster), 1757 nucleotides. Its product is annotated as forkhead box protein N4-like. The record is from RefSeq and is a predicted model, not a curated record. NCBI's taxonomy places the organism in Eukaryota, Metazoa, Mollusca, Bivalvia, Ostreida, Ostreidae. Bases 201 to 1574 code for a protein of 457 amino acids. The transcript has 2 exons. Gene Ontology annotation, biological process: regulation of transcription by RNA polymerase II; anatomical structure morphogenesis; cell differentiation. Gene Ontology annotation, molecular function: RNA polymerase II cis-regulatory region sequence-specific DNA binding; DNA-binding transcription factor activity, RNA polymerase II-specific.
AAGUUGACACGGGUCGUUAGAGGUCACGUGAUCUGAGCUCACGAUGUCAAAUUUAACUCAGUCAGGGGAACAAACAAAUUAACGUGCUUAUCUUAGUUUUUGAGAAAAUCAAAUUCGGACCAAAAGUAACUUUAACUUUGACACGAGAAGACGAAUGAAUUCUGCCAAAGUUUAAGGCUCUGAGUGAACUUUUUGAGACGAUGGUCAAGAGAAAGCGAGAGGAUGAUUUCGAGAAUUCCGAGGCACCGGCGGCAAAACAAGCGAACACUCUGCGAGAUGAAGCUGAGGCAGAAAAGGAGAUCUACUCGGCUGCAGAAUACCAGCUUCGGCAAGUGAUGAACGACUUCGUGCGCCUAUAUGAGCGCCUAAACCCAGAGGACGACCCCUCCACCAAGCCUAGUUAUUCUUACAGCGAACUGGUGUUUCUGGCAAUCCUACGAUCCCCAAACUUUUGUCUGCCCAUCGGAGAAAUCUACAAAUAUAUCCAGGCCCGCUUUUCCUUCUUCCGGACCUCCAGCAGGCAGCACUGGAAGAAUGCCGUCAGACACAGCUUGUCAAAAACCAAGUGUUUCUCCAAAAUCUCGGUAGGGCGAGGCGUCGCCGUAACCAAGAAGCUUCAUAAGGCAACCUAUCUGUGGUGCCUUGUUCCUUCCAGCAUUAUCAGUUUUGCUCGAGGUGACUAUCGACCAACGUCCGACAGGAAAAUGGAGUGUGGUUAUUACAGCCUCAAUGCAGGGCAGUUUUGGGGACAGGUGGCUAUCUACUUGGAGAGGAAGUUAGCGGCGUUCAGGAGAAUAAUUUCCCACAGCAGUCGACCCGGGGAAAUUUUUGAAGAACAACUUUGUAAAAUACCCAGCAAAGAAGAAAUUGUUCAGAGAGAAAACUAUUUUGAGAGACAGCAUUUGGAACAGGACCGAAACGUCAUGUCACUUGACCAACAGGCUGUCGUCUUGGAAGAAAAUGUUAACAUCAGUCAGACGGCGAAGAAAGAGUCAAACAGCACAGGGGAUGAAACGUCAACAAAAGUUCUUAAUUUGACCAAUAACCGCAAUGCCAGCACCAGUGAAAAGGAUGACAGUGGUAUUGUUUCUGAUGUUUUCGUUUCCAACACCAGCGCUGACAUCUCGCUUACAGACGCAAACGUGAUCGAACACUCCCUCAAUCUCCUGCUGAAAAAAGAUGGCGAUUUGACACAGACGUCAUCUCCGGUCACCAGUAGUGUGACGUAUCUGGGACAGAGCAGUGAUCAGGACGACAGAAGAACGCCAGAGUUACCCGACUUAAGGAAUGUCAGUCCCCUGAAUUUAUCUCCAAUUUUAUCAACCGAUCCUCAGGAAAUGCCAGAAGAGUCUUCCAAAAUGUCUAUGCACGUGGGCUAUUCAACACCGCAUGGAUACAGACUUCCGCCUCCGUAUGAUCCUGUUAUGACGUCACAGCCAAUCGCGUAUCAUCACAAUUCACUUUAUCCAUAUCCUGCGUUUGGAGACGAGAAUGGUUUCCCUUUCGGAUUACCCCCCUUGUAUCAGUAUGCCCACCAUUACGAUUCUGGCGGAAACCAAGAAUACUGUUUUUAGUGCUAAUGAAAACAUUUUAUUUUACUGGGAAAACAGUGCUUGAAUUUUUAUAUCAUUUACUAGAAAAUUGUAUAGAAAUUGUACAUUAUCACUUUCAAAUUUUUAUAAUUGCCUGAUUUAUAUGUUUUACAAAGAUAAUGUUUCAUUUAUUUUGUAAAUAUUUUAAAUGUGUACUUUUUUAAU